AUGGCUCAUGUCUCUUGGUCUGUGAGAGCCAGAGAGCCAGCAGUUUAUUGCACAAACCUGGCUGUAUUUCCUGGUUUUAUUAUUAACUGUAAAUCGGAGAGGAAAAUAAAAAGAAACCACACCUGCCGAGAUAUAAAGAGACUCUUGUGCAAUGUUUGGAAACCUCUGCUUCUCUCCAAGUAUUGGUUUGAUAGUCGGCACCUGUGCAGCGAAGCGACGAUGGAGAACACCACCCCGCCAGUAAACAGUGACACCGGAUCAGGAAACUCGGUGGCCGUUAACAACCCGGCCGACAUCUCUGUCAUUGUCAUCUACUUCCUCGUGGUCCUGGCUGUAGGAAUUUGGGCGAUGGUGCAGAGCAACCGCGGCACUGUUGGGGGCUUCUUCCUUGCGGGCAGGAGCAUGAGCUGGUGGCCGAUCGGGGCCUCUCUCUUUGCCAGCAACGUCGGCAGUGGGCACUUCGUGGGCCUGGCCGGGAACGGCGCAGCAGGCGGAAUAGCGACCGGAGGGUUUGAAUGGAAUGCACUAGUCAUUGUCAUUAUUCUGGGAUGGCUUUUUGUACCCAUCUACAUCAGAGCUGGAGUUGUGACAAUGCCAGAAUACCUGAAGAAGCGAUUUGGUGGAAAUCGGAUCAGGAUUUAUCUGUCCGUCCUCUCUCUGUUCCUCUACAUAUUCACCAAGAUAUCAGCUGACAUGUUUUCAGGAGCCAUUUUCAUCCGUGAGGCGCUGGGGCUAAACCUGUAUGUUGCUGUGGUGAUACUGCUUGCCAUCACUGCUAUCUACACUGUGACAGGUGGAUUGACAGCCGUGAUCUACACCGACACAUUACAGACCAUCAUCAUGGUGGUGGGCUCCUUUAUUCUAAUGGGAUAUGCUUUCAAUGCAGUGGGCGGCUACGAAGUCAUGAAGGAGAAGUACAUGAAUGCCAUCACAAGUGAAACCUAUGACCCCAUUCUGAAUAUCAGUGCUGAGUGUUACACCCCCCGGCCAGACUCCUUUCACUUACUCCGUGAUCCACUCAAUUCAGACUUACCCUGGCCCGGCCUGAUCUUUGGCCUCAGCAUCUUAGCAAUCUGGUACUGGUGCACUGAUCAGGUAAUUGUUCAGCGCUGCCUCUCUGCGAAAAACCUGAGCCACGUCAAGGCUGGCUGCAUUCUCUGUGGCUACCUUAAACUUCUGCCCAUGUACCUCAUGGUUUUCCCUGGAAUGAUCAGCCGGAUUCUGUACACAGAUGUCAUAGCCUGUGUGGUACCCAGUCUGUGUAAGCAGUACUGUGAUGUGGAGGCUGGAUGCAGCAACACUGCCUACCCCAUGCUGGUGGUGAAGUUAAUGCCACGGGGUCUGCGUGGUUUAAUGUUGUCUGUAAUGCUGGCGUCCUUGAUGAGCUCGCUGACGUCCAUCUUUAACAGCUCUAGUACACUCUUCACCAUGGACAUCUGGACCAAGAUCAGGCCCAAAGCCACAGAGAAGGAACUGAUGUUAGCAGGGAGGGUCUUCACGUUGGUCCUGAUUGGCAUCAGCAUUGCUUGGAUCCCAAUAGUACAGAAGGCACAGAGUGGAAAGCUCUUUGACUAUAUCCAGUCCAUCACCAGCUACCUGGGCCCUCCUAUAGCCUCAAUCUUCUUUCUCGGCAUUUUUGUCAAGCGUGUCAAUGAAAAAGGUGCAUUUUGGGGGCUGAUUUUUGGCCUCGCUAUGGGCUUAGCACGAAUGAUCGCUGAAUUUGUCAUUGGCACGGGCAACUGUGUGACUCCCUCCACGUGUCCAGUCAUCAUCUGUGGUAUACAUUAUCUCUACUUCGCCAUCAUCCUCUUCGUUGUCACCUGUCUGAUGGUGCUCAUCGUGUCCUUCCUGACAAAACCAAUUCCAGACAAGCACCUCUAUCGCCUCUGCUGGACACUACGAUACAGCACCGAGGAGCGUGAAGACUUGGACCAGGACGAAUGGAAAAAUGAAGACACUGACAGCAGAAUGGAUGUUAGUGAAGAAACUCCCCAGGAUGUAAAGUGCUGGAAGAAAGCCUACAACUGGUUCUGUGGGUUCGACCAACCGACCCAGAAGUUGAGCAAAGAGGAAGAAGAAGCCCUUCAGAAGAAACUGACCGACGUCUCAGAGGUGCCCCUAUGGAGAAACGUGGUCAACGUUAAUGCCAUCAUCUUGCUAUCUGUCUGUGUCUUUUUCUGGGCCUUUUAUGCAUAAGUUGCAACGUUUUUUCACCUCUGUGCACAGUACAUGGCUUAUACACUUCUCUCUGAUGAAUGCACACCUGGAUUAAUUCAAACAUUCUACAACACUAUGUCAUUUUUAAGACUCCCGUAGCUUUUUUAUUUUUCACUUUCUCAGAAAGUAAAGAAAGCCAUUGCCAAACAAAAAAAAAA
Molecule: messenger RNA, 2375 nt
Organism: Mobula hypostoma (lesser devil ray)
Lineage: Eukaryota; Metazoa; Chordata; Chondrichthyes; Myliobatiformes; Myliobatidae
Gene: slc5a1
Product: solute carrier family 5 member 1
Exons: 16
Coding region: 1-2196 (731 amino acids)
Biological process (GO): sodium ion transport; transmembrane transport
Cellular component (GO): plasma membrane
Molecular function (GO): D-glucose:sodium symporter activity
Source: RefSeq, a predicted model, not a curated record